UUAUCGCUUCCAUACAUAUAUUGUCUAGUACAAUUUUAUUUUAAACCUAGAUCUAAAUGUGAUCAAAGCAUUUAGACAAUUACUAAUUAUCAUAGACACAUAGGUGUGGUUUGGUAUAUUUAAUUAGCCGUCAGCUUAUACUUUCUUACCGUGGCAUUAAAUCACGGUCUGUUCUUUGUGAGAUGUUUUGUUUUACAGUUGCCAUCAUGUCUGUAAUAUUUCUGUUGAGAUGUGGUGACUCCGUUUCAGAAUUAGACAUAAAUUCACGAGGGCAAUUGUUUCUUGUCACGUAUCCUAACUUCACUAUUGAGGAACGGACAUCUUCCCUAAUCUUUUCAGUUACAGCAAUAGUAGAAGCCUCUAACGACGUGGAAUUACUUUACAAAAAUGAAACACUGGCGUUUACACAUCUGUGGAGUGGCCUCGUUAAAGGAAAUUACGAUUUUAAAAUAAAAGGGGAAUAUAUCUUCGGAGUCAGCGACGAGACGGCAAAUGUAGCUACGCCUUUUGUCAUCACGAGCUCAUUAUUGAUUUCAUUGACGGUCCUUGUUUUCGUUAACCAAGCGAACAUGGCUUCUUUCCAGGUGUUGCCUGUAAGCUCCUGGGGCAAAAGUUACGUCAUCGUUACACUAAACCUCAAUCCUACUUUUCACAUCCUAAGCCAAGUAAAACAGCGAGCCCAUAUAGACUGGAGAUGCUCUUCCUAUUGCACCUUAUACUUUCGGAACAAACCGACAAUUGCAAAAGGCGAAAUACUUCUUGAGAGCGGCAUGUCUCUGGCCAUCUCCUACUGUUCCACAGACUACCCUGGCAAUCUUACUGGAACAAAAAUAACUGCAGAGCAACCAAUAGGAGUUAUCGUUGGCAAUUGUAUUACAGGAUCAGAUUUGUGCGCACCAGGUGGAAAAUCCCUUAGUGAUAUGGCUGCAGAGAUGGCACUGCCCGUAGUAAGUUUCGGCAAAGAAUUCAUAACUUUCAAAGUCAACCUCAGUAGUAUUGUGCACUCAGUAAACAUCCUAAUCGUCUCCUUGUCCAACAACACUCAAGUCGCCAUAUCCACAGGGAUUACGUUUGUCAGUUUUAAAAUUCACAAAGCUAGAAGUACGCAUCUUGUUAAUGAAGGCGAAUAUCCCAGCGUCAUUAAAAGCAACUACCCCAUACAAGUGAUGCUCAUUCUUAGACCUAGGUGUUUAGAAGGUGUCAAUGAGGCACCGAGUUUCCGCGGAGUGGCAGUCUCUCCUCUACUACCUACAAGUAUGUACUACAACGAGUACUUCUUGAGUAACUUGUCUCUGGCAUGGCCUGUGUUUGUCGUCAUGGUGAAAGAAAAACGUAUCAGGAUCUUCAUUGAAAACAAAGAAAAAGUCGUGGACAAAAAAUUAGUGAAGUGGACAAUGGUAAACGAAAGAUGGGAGUUUGGUGAAAUGCGCAUUACCUCCGAGAUGAGACUCUUUGCCAGAUUACCUUUUGGCUGUUAUGUUGCCAGCCUUAACGCCAAAUCCAGUAUCUUUCAUGUGGCUGGAUAUUCAAUGCGUAUCUAUUGCACUGUCAAAAUAAUGCGACCUUCUGAUAAAAAAGACAAUGAUUGUGACGGCGAGGUCGAUGAAGAGAUUGAAGAUGGCAAAGAUAACGAUAACGAUUUUUUAAUAGACGAAGACAUCAAAAAGAAAGUUCAAGGUGAAUGGAGCCUAUGGUACGACUGGUUCUGUGUUAAUGCCACACACCUGAUUAGGGAACGUGAUUGCGGCGCUGCCACUGCCAAGUCUCACACUGGUGUCGAAAAGUGUCAAGGAAACUCUAUCGAAAGUCUAGUAGUCGCACAAUGUGAGGAUGGAGGAGAAGCAAAACUUAAUUUUGGCGUUUGGAGUCAAUGGAGCGAUUGGGACUGUAGCAAGUCAUGUAUUGACACCGAUACAACCAAAAGAAUCAGGGAGUGCAUCAACGCAAACGCAGCCAGUGGGCAAUUCUGUGAGGGUAAAGAGAAUGAGAAUGAAAGCUGUUCUAUAUGCAAAGAUACAACCGAAUGUGGAUUAUUUCGCUGGGGAGAAAACUGUGAGAAAGAUUGCUCCAAUUGUCAAGGCCAAUGUUCCAAAAGUGCUGGCGUCUGCUCAGGCUGCAAGGCUGGCUUUAAAAACUCUCGAAACUCAUGCACAGAAGCCUGUAGAUUCAACGAGUACGGUGAAAAUUGUCGGUUCAGCUGUAUGGAGAAAUGUGGUGAAGACUGUGAGGAGCGCGAGUUCGGAACGUGCCCAGCCUCUUUCAGAGUCUUCUACAUAAGUGUAGUCCUAUUUUUAAUUUUUGUGCUCUUCACUGUGUUUUACCCUCUAAUACAAAGGAAGACAGACACAAUUAUAAAGGAUGAACAAUCUGCUACUUCGGUUAACUCGAGUCAGACAAGUGGGACAAGCACUUCACCGGUUGGUGUAGACAAAUCUGACUCCGUCAAGUAGUUAACUGUCCAGUGGUUUCUGAACAAGUCAAAAUAAAUCAACUGAGGCACACAGCUGUACAAAACUGGAAGAUGUUGGUUGAAAGCGAGAAUGAAUACAUGGAAAACAAUAGAUAAAGAACGUUAUUAAGAAUGUUAUUCAUCAUACACGUUGACAAUAGUCGUAUGGAGUUAGGGCUCAGCGAAUAUUGAUCAGGAAAUAAAAAUAUAGAAACAGACAGAAUUAAAAUAACAUAGGGGGGAUAAAUGAAAGAGGAAAAAAAAAACUAGAGUAAGAAAUACUAAAAGACUCUAAAAAAAUGUGAAAGAAAAAGAGACAGAAAGAUUGAGUUUGGAAAAUACAGACAAAAGAGAGACAGAGCCAGAAAGAGGGAGAAAUGUAACGAUGAAACUUACUUUUAUUUUUAAUUAGUGAGAAAAAGAAAGCGUUACAAUUAGUAGGUAGAAAAGUUUAGUUUUCCCCUUUCAGAUCUUGCUAUCUAUAGGGAUAGGUGAUGUAAAGGUCAUCUGUUUCUACGACACACUGUUAACGAGGGUGGCCAGCAUUACGACUAACCACCUUUACUUUUCACCAACUAAUGUCAGGUAACCAUUAGAUCUUGGCAUACUCAGAGGCGCCCUUAGAUUCCGAAAUUAAAAAUCAGUCUUCAGCAUGUUUCGAACCAGGGACCCCCCGUUUCAGAAGCCAAGCGCUUUAGCACUCAGUCACCACGCCUCCAUUAAAAUUAACACAGAGGAAAAAAAUAUAUUUAACACUUCAUUUAAGCAUAACUCUUAUAGACGCUUUGCUCUCUCCUGUCUCAUGAUGUCUUAGAGCUGUCUUCACAUUAUCUAUUCAAUCUUUGAUCAUUGAUAUAUUAAUGUUUUGUAUUUUAUUCAUUACAUACCAAACCUCGCCUAAGAAGUUUUACGUAGCCUAUAGCUUCAAAAUUAUAUUUGCUUAAAACAAUGUGCAACGUUCAAAAUGAAAAUUAUAUCGAUCGGGAAUGCAUUUACUCUUUAAUGUAAAAAUAAAUUAAAUAUGAAUAAACA
Molecule: messenger RNA, 3481 nt
Organism: Biomphalaria glabrata
Lineage: Eukaryota; Metazoa; Mollusca; Gastropoda; Planorbidae
Exons: 22
Coding region: 183-2450 (755 amino acids)
Source: RefSeq, a predicted model, not a curated record